Molecule: messenger RNA, 2084 nt
Organism: Pipistrellus kuhlii (Kuhl's pipistrelle)
Lineage: Eukaryota; Metazoa; Chordata; Mammalia; Chiroptera; Vespertilionidae
Gene: CENPH
Product: centromere protein H
Exons: 9
Coding region: 92-778 (228 amino acids)
Biological process (GO): chromosome segregation; kinetochore assembly; mitotic spindle organization
Cellular component (GO): nucleus; kinetochore
Molecular function (GO): kinetochore binding
Source: RefSeq, a predicted model, not a curated record
CUCUUCCGGUCGUCAGUUUGGUGGCGGGAAAAGGACCUCUUCCUAGGGUGUCAGCCGGUCCCCACGCAGGAGGUUGUUCGCGGGAGCCAGGAUGGAGCCGCAGCCCGAGGAGCCGGGCGCCGCCGAGCGCGGGGGCUCCGCGGAGAACCCCAUCCCGCUGCUGCUCAGGCUGAGGGCACAGACAAAACAACAACUCUUGGAAUAUAAAUCAAUGCUUGAUGCAAAUGAAGAAAAAACUCCCGAAGAAAUCAUUCCAGAAAAGCAAAUUGAAAAUAAAAUUGAAGACCUAGAAAAUGAAAUCGAAAAGGUGAAAAUUGCUUUUGAAAUGAAAAAGCUUGCAUUGGACAGGAUGCAGCUUUCAACGGCACUUAGAAAAAACCUGGAGGACAGUAACAUUCAGACUAGUGAGCUCAUGGACAACAUGAACCACAUAUUAAAGCUAAAUAAAAUAAUAAUGAAAUUACAGCAGGAAUCUUGGGAUUUGGAGGAAAAAUUGCUUGAUAUUAAAAAGAAGAGAUUUGAAUUAAAACGAGCUUCAGAAAGUAAAUUUUUAGAAAUACAGACUGAAAAGAACAAACAGAAUGAUGAUUUGGCCAAUAUGGAAAAUUCAGACAAGAUGAAGACUUUACAACAAAAGCUACAGAAGGAGAUACAAAUUACUACAGUUAUUCAACAUGUCUUCCAGAACCUCAUUUUGGGGAGUAAAGUCAAUUGGGCAGAGGAUUCUGCCUUUAAAGAAACUGUUCUGCAGCUUGAGAAGAAUCUCACCAUGAUCUAAAAAGAAUUCUGUUUUGGCAUUACUUGUUUCUGUCUAUAAUGUGUCAUUUAAAUAGUAAAUUUCAGGUGAAAUGUGUGAUUUUCAGUGUUUUUGUAACUAUUAUACACAGCUUUUUUAAAUAAAAAAAAAAAAGCUUACCAGUAUAAUAUGGAAUCUAUUGCUUUAAAUAUGGUCAUUAAAAUGACUGGCAUCCUCAAAAAGAAUCUGAAGAUUUUAGCCUUGCAAGCGUCUGGAAGGACAUCAACUAGUCCAGCUUUCCGCCAAUGUGGACAUUUUUUCCUACAUCCCUACAAGUUCCAACUCCUCCAUGCAUUUUUUUUGUCAACCAAAAUACUAGAAAAAUUAGAAAAGUAUACCCACAACUUUAUUUUCAUGGCUGUCAGUUGUAUUUUAUUCAAGUAAAUCUUAUUUUAAUUUACCUCACUACAAACUUUUUUAAAAUAUGUAUUUCUUUAUUGAUUUGAGAAAGGAAAGGAGGAGAGAAACAUCAAUGAUGAGAAUCAUUGAUUGGCUGCCUCCUGCACGCACCCUGCUGGGGAUCAAGCCUGCAAACUCAGGCAUGUGCCCCUGGCUGGAAUGGAGCCUACCCUUCAGUCCACAGGCUGACAUUCUAUCCGUUGAGUCAAGCCAGAUAGGCUCCAAACUUUUUUUAUUGGGAAAAAAUUGAUAUAUAACAUUGUGUAAGCUUAAGGUGUACAGCAUGUUGAAUUAACCACCAUGGGUUUAGCUAUCAUCUCCAUCAUGUCACAUAAUUUUUUUUGUUGUGAAAAUAUUUAGAAUCUAGUAUCUUAGCAAAUUUGAAGUGUAUAAUACAGUUGUGUUAGCUGUAAUCACAAUGCUAUGCAUUAUAUAUCCAAAACUUACUCAAAUUCUACCUGUAAAUUUGUACCCUUUGACCAACAUCUCAAUUCCCAAAUCUAUCUAUAUCUUUAAAGAGGCUCAAAUGCACCUCAGCCUUGAAGAAAAACAUAUUUAGAAGAAUUGUGACUUUUUUCUUUUGUAUUUAUGUUUAUCAUGCUAACUUCUAUAAGUUAAAAAAACAAAUGUUACUUUUCUAAUUCAAAAACAUAAUUUGCCACUUUUUAUUCAUCCCAUUCCAACUUUUGUAAAUUCUGAUUUGAGCUCUUUAUUAAUUUGGAGUUGUUGAUCAUUUUUAUAGACAAUGUGUUUUUAGCAUUCUUUAAAAGACUAAACAACUUGAGAAGAUGUGCUGCAGGUGUAAUAGCAUUUGAAAUCUGUUAUUUAGGUCAAUAAUAAAAAUACAGAGAUUUGCCUUCAGUUGUAUACCAAACAUUUAUUUGGAAUA